Pristis pectinata (smalltooth sawfish) is the source of this 1567-nucleotide messenger RNA. It is a transcript of the gene med31, whose product is annotated as mediator complex subunit 31. Gene Ontology annotation, molecular function: transcription coregulator activity. Gene Ontology annotation, cellular component: mediator complex; core mediator complex. The transcript has 4 exons. NCBI's taxonomy places the organism in Eukaryota, Metazoa, Chordata, Chondrichthyes, Rhinopristiformes, Pristidae. The record is from RefSeq and is a predicted model, not a curated record. Gene Ontology annotation, biological process: regulation of transcription by RNA polymerase II. The coding region runs from base 180 to 575 and encodes 131 amino acids.
GUCACUUCCUGCGAGGGCUGGUGAAGGCGGCGGCGCGCCGCUCGCUGACCGGCCGGGCCCCGCGCUGCUUCUACCCAUAACGCGCGGUAACCGGUACCUUGGGUGGUGACCGUGAACGGCGAGCGGCGAGGGAGCAGAGCGGCUGUUCCCGCCCGCUGUUCGUGGGGGGUGAGGGCAGGAUGGCGGCCGCACCGAAUUCCUUGGAAACCGAGGAACAGGCAAAGCUGCGAUUCCAGAUGGAGCUGGAGUUUGUUCAGUGUCUGGCGAACCCGAAUUACUUGAAUUUCUUGGCUCAGCGAGGCUAUUUCAGAGACCGAACGUUCGUCAAUUACUUCAAGUACCUGCUGUACUGGAAGGAGCCAGAGUACGCCAAGUACCUGAAGUACCCCCAGUGCCUCCACAUGCUGGAGCUGCUGCAGUAUGAGCACUUCCGCAAGGAGCUGGUCAAUGCCCAGUGUGCCAAGUUCAUCGACGAGCAGCAGCUGCUGCACUGGCAGCAUUACUCUCGGAAGCGGGUGAGGCUGCAACAAGCCCUGGCAGAGCAGCAGCAGCAGAACAAUGCAUCUAGCAAGUGAGAGAACGGCAGCCCGGGGAGGGGAGGGGAGAGCGAGAGGAAAGGCUCUCACGGGAAACAUACAGAGACUUUCUUCUGGCAGCAUUGAGGAGGGUCUGGAGCAGGAAGGAACCCGUCCUUGGAUAUUUGUGUCAUAAACAGGUCGGACUUGUGAUUGAAGGAGAGCGACGAGCAACCCCCUCCCCAUCGGCUGGAUUCACUGCUGAGAGUCGAUAUCAGUGGGACAGAACACGUCUCUCUCCAGAAGCUGUUGGACUUGUCUGGUUACCCAGUCGGGAACCCAGAAAUGUUGGUCAUUUGUAGAAGGACUUAAAGCGAUAGAAGAUGGUGGUGUUACUAGAUGUCAGUGUGCUGUGAAAGUCCACACCCAGCAAAAACUUAGUACUCCCUGUCCAAUCCAGCAGUGAAUGUAAUGAGUGUUUAGAGCUAUGUGACGUGGGGACGGUCUGUUGCUGUAUAACACCAGGGUACGGUAUCGGUGGGGACAGGUCUGUCACUGAUAACACCGCCGUACAGUACCAGUGGGGACGGGUCUGUCGCUGUAUAACACCGGGGUACAGUACUGGCGGGGACGGGGCUGUCGCUGUGUAAUUCCGGGGUAUGCUACCGGCAGGGAACGGGUCUGUCGCUGUAUAACACUGGGGCGCAGUACCGUUGGGGACGGGUCUGUCGCUGUAUAACACCGGGGUAAGGUACCGGCAGGGGACGGGUCUGUCGCUGUGUAACACUGGGGUACAGUACUUUUGGGGACGGGUCUGUUGUUGUAUAACAGUUACAUUACUGGAAGGAGUGGUGUGAAGACUUUUGAAGGGGUAUUUUUCUUUUGUUGAUGUGUGAAGGCUGACAAUGUAAACUUCCCCAGGGACAACACACUCAGCAUUGACUGGGCCAGCAGGUACAGUCAGUUACAUUUGUGUUGGGUUAUUUUGUAAAAUAUUGUAGAUUUGUUCACAAGUUGUUUGUUUAUGAUUAAUACAACAGGCUAACUACCAA